Molecule: messenger RNA, 657 nt
Organism: Fraxinus pennsylvanica
Lineage: Eukaryota; Viridiplantae; Streptophyta; Magnoliopsida; Lamiales; Oleaceae
Source: the annotation of a GenBank genome assembly
AUGGAACUCUCAAUGCAAUCAUCCAAAUCCAAUCCCAUAAUUUUCUCCUCUUUCUUCUCCAUAGAUAUCUACCGUUUUCUUGAUUUUGCCGGGACCUUCUUCUCUCGCUUUGAUUUCAACAGGAGGGAAGGCCAUAAAAGGCUGUCUGAAAGUGAGAAGAAUGGCAAGGAACGGGCUGGUGCUAGAAAAGCCAAGAAGAAGCAGGUAAAGGAUGAGUUAGAUCGUAUUAAACAGGCUGAGAAGAAAAAGAGGCGCUUGGAGAAGGCUCUGGCCACUUCUGCAGCAAUCCGUUCUGAACUUGAAAAAAAGAAGCUGAAAAUGAAAGAAGAACAGGAGAGGCUUGAUGAAGAAGGUGCUGCAAUAGCCGAGGCAGUUGCACUGCAUGUUUUACUUGGUGAAGACUCGGACGAUUCAUGCAAAGUUAUGCUGAAGAAGGAUGAGGAGCUUACCUCGUUGGAUAAUGAUAUCAACUUCAACUUUGUUAUUGGUGGAAGACAUGCAAUGGUUCCUCAUGAUGAUCUCUCGAACUAUUUGCUUGAAGGAUCUGGCUGGGCUUCUGACCCUAAUGGAUAUAGGUGCAUGUGGAAUCCCUGGGACAAUUCCAAUUUGAUCGUCCCAUCUGGACCACUUGGCUGUUUCAUCACUUCAAAUCACUGA